GGCACUAUGCAGAGAUAAAGUAUUGGUGAAACGGUUUUUCCAUCAUUCUCCGCCUGCUUGUUCAAUUUUAAUUCCCAUUGAAACUAGGAGCGACAGGGCUGUCCCUACAAGGGACAGGUUCAGUACCUUGCCAGUAGAGAUAAAACUCAAUAUUCUAGAGCACAUUCCUUUUGAAGAAGCAGCAAGAACAAGCAUCUUGUCAAGGACAAGUAAUUGGUCUGAAUAUCCACAAGUCAUACUUGACAAACUCCUCUUUGAAGAGCGUGGCCGAUGGAUUUCAUUGCUUCCAACUGCAUGGGUAACUAAAGUUGCUGAAAUUCUCAAUAAUCAUCGUAAAGGUCCCAUUCCCAUUCGAAAGUUUAUUAUCCACAUUCCGGACAUGGUAUUUAAGUGGGGCCUAUAUAUAAAUAUCUGGAUAUCAUUCCUGUCAAAAAAUGGUAUCAAGGAACUCUCCGUGGAUAAUUGGAAUAUUAUUACAUGUGAGCUUUCUUAUUUUCUCUUUGAGUGCUAUGAAUUGACCCGAUUGAUGCUCCGUAAUUGUACAUUCUACAAAUCAUUUGGAGGCUUUCAGAAUCUCCGAUUCCUUCGUCUUGAGAAAAUAGCAUUUGGUUCCGUCAUAGUUGGUGAUGUUACACUUAGGCUCAGCACCCCAUCGCUUGUGCGGGCGGAGCUUGUAGAAUGCUUGGGCUUUCAAUAUUUGAAUAUUCGUGCUCCAAAACUCGAGCAUUUUGUUGUUGCCAAUAAUGAUGGAAUGAGUCGUGAUGAUGUGAAUCAGAUGGGGUUAAAUAUGGCGGGACCGAAUUUUAAUGCAGUCUGCUCCCAUCUGCAGAAUUAUUUUUCUGGGCGCAGUGUUAUUUUUCUCUCCAUGAAUUCGGUGAGCCAGAAGGUUAACCAUCUUCAACUACGGACAAAAACAAGAGUUGUUGAGGUGAAGCGCCGAAGGCCGUUGUCUCGGGCCCCCAAGUUUGAAUAAAAUUUAGGGCCCCAACUAGGGGAGUGUAUUAUGUCGUAUUAUUUCAUAAUUACUUCAAUAUUAGUUUAAUUUAUUUAUUUUCAUGCUAUCGUGCGGUGUUAUUUUGAUUCGUGUCCAAUUGAUAUUUAAUUUGAAA
Molecule: messenger RNA, 1109 nt
Organism: Camellia sinensis
Lineage: Eukaryota; Viridiplantae; Streptophyta; Magnoliopsida; Ericales; Theaceae
Source: RefSeq, a predicted model, not a curated record